This is a messenger RNA of Bufo bufo (common toad), 1314 nucleotides long. Its product is annotated as heme-binding protein 2-like. Bases 447 to 1268 code for a protein of 273 amino acids. The transcript is spliced from 5 exons. The record is from RefSeq and is a predicted model, not a curated record. NCBI's taxonomy places the organism in Eukaryota, Metazoa, Chordata, Amphibia, Anura, Bufonidae.
GCACACUCAGCUCUGCUACAGUCGGAUAGUGGGCACACUCAGCUCUGCUACAGUCGGGUAGUGGGCACACUCAGCUCUGCUGGGCGGGCGCCAGGAGGGACAGGUGCACCAUACCCCUAGUCCUGUGCAGGGCAGUGCCACCAACUCCCACCAAAAAGUGCACACAACUUUCCCUUGACCAGAGCUGUGCUCCGCAGCGCUGCAUUCUGGGUAAUCAGGCAUUUGGGCUUAUUCCAGCUACAGCUCUGAGGAGUUCUGGCCGGUGGAGUCCAGCUGGUUCUUACCCAGUCACCAAAGUAGUACCACCACCCCCAUCAUCCUAGGGUUAGCAUGUGUUCUUUGGAUCCCUAAUAAGAUUCAUACAGAACACUCUUGGACUAGACGGGUUCUAGACUGCGUUCCAGCGCUCUCUUCCCAGUAGAGUUCUAGACUUUAGAGAAGUAAAAAUGCAACGUGAAGGCUGUAGGAUGAGCGGGGGGGUGCAGGAGCCCGCGGCCGCCGGGAUGAUCACUUUAGACGACUUGGACAACAUGACGGACGAGCUGGGCUCCGACUCUGCGUAUAACAGUAACGGAAGCGUCGAGGAAGAAGCCGAACCCAUGGAGGACGGAGAACAGGACCGGCUGCUGAACUACUGGCAAACCGUAGCGAGAGGACAUCAAGUGGAGGUGCCAAACGACAUGGCAGAACCGAUUCAGCAGAUGACACGGAACAGACGGACAGAGGAGCGGCAGACCGUGCCCUUCCUUCUAAUCAGCUGCAAAGAGAAGUGCGGAGAACGGCUGUAUGAGAAGAGGCAGUACGGAAAAGCCAAGUGGGCCUGCAUCAAGAUGAAGGAAGAGCGAUACGAGCAGAGCAUAUGCAUGGGGUUCAUGAAGCUCAUGAGAUACAUCUGCGAACAGAACUCCUUAGGCCUAUACCUGGGCAUGACCAUCCCAAUCCUGACUACCGUGCACAUGGACGAGGCAAGGACGGGAAUCACACGCUCUGUGACGGUGGCUUAUUACAUCCCAGCCCAUCUCCAAGAUGAUCCACCUCAACCGACAGACCCGGAAAUCGUCAUCGAGGAAUGGCCGACGACCGAAGUCUUCUCCAGAUCAUUCCUUGGAGCAACCAACGAGGAGACCAUCAUGCGAGAGAUCUCCCUGCUGGCCGAGCUGCUGGAGUCCCCCGAGCUGUGCCUACAAGACUCCUUUAUCGUCGCCGGAUACACAAACCCAGCGGCCGCCGACCGGCGCAGCGAAAUCUGGUUCCUGCAGGGGCCUUAAUCACGGAGUGUGGACUGGAGCGACUCCGUGGACAUGAAGCGUCUAC